UUUGUGUGUUGACCUAUGGAUUUUUAUUCAUUCAGUCUCUCUUUGGCCAAAAACCCAGACCAGCUAUCUUCCAAUUCAAGGGAGUGAGUUUGUUCUUCGUUCCUCCAAUCAAGCAACCACCAUAAUGUCAUCAUUCACCACUCUUUAUUUCUUUCCUCCUUUAAUGGUUUAGGUUUUUGAUUUUUUCACUUCACCUCUCUCUCACACACACUCUCUCUCUCUCUCUUUCUGUCUUGUCGAGCACAAUCUUGUGCUUGGUACUUGGUAGCUUGUGCCGUUGAGUUAAUGGGCCCUGAACUCCACUGAACAUUAAUGGGUGUGUAAGAGGAAGGGGUCUCUACUCUCUAUCUCCUCUUUCAGUGCUGUCUAUGUCCCCCAUUUUCGUGCUGUCUCGCAUUUGGGGUUCUUGGGUUUUGUACUUUUCUUUUGUGAGGAGAUAAUAUGAUGAUUUUGACUUCUCUCUUUGGAGGCCAUUACAAGUGAGGUUUUUAUCGAUGUGGGUCUUCGAUUUUUGAUAUGGGCUUUGGUUGAUAGGAUUGAGCGGCUUCGUGCUAUGGCCAGCUCUAGGUUUUCUGCAAUACGAGCUUCUUUUGAGUCUUACAAGUUAGGUUUUUUAAAGCCAUCUUUGAGUUCUUAUUUUGCUUGUUUUAUGAUUUAAUGGUGAAAUUUGGAAGAUCAAGAGGUCAAUGUCUUGAAAAUCGAUGAGGAUUCUUUGCAGAGAUCUAUGAAAUUAGAGUUUAUGUGCUGUUGGUUAUUUCUGGUUAUGGGCUAAUGCUGAAUAUUCAGGUGGCUUGUGAUAAAUCUGGCACUGGCAAGUUCUUGAUUCUAGGGAAAUGGAUAGAGUACUUCAACCUCCUCUGGUUGAUAGAACAGCAUGUUUAUGUAGAGUAGACGCUGGCCUCAAAACUGUUGCUGGAGCUAAAAGAUACGUCCCUGGUACUAAGCUUUGUCUCCAGCCUUAUGUUAAACCAUCCAUUCAUCCAACUAGGAACAAGCCAUCCCGUGGAGACAGGAGCCGGAACCAAUCUCCUUUGCUUCCAGGACUCCCCGAUGAUCUUGCAAUUGCUUGUCUAAUACGUGUUCCGAGGGCGGAGCACUGUAAGCUUCGAUUAGUAUGCAAAAGAUGGUACCGUCUUUUGGCUGGCAAUUUCUUUUACUCUCUCCGAAAGAGCCUUGGAGUAGCUGAGGAAUGGAUAUAUAUAAUCAAGAGAGAUAGAGAAGGGAAAAUCUUGUGGCAUGCUUUUGAUCCCAUAUACCAGCUGUGGAAAACUCUUCCCCCUGUUCCGAAGGAAUACUCAGAAGCCCUUGGAUUUGGUUCUGCUGUUCUAAGUUCCUGUCACCUUUACUUGUUUGGUGGUAAGGACCCGGUAAAGGGAUCGAUGAGGCGAGUCAUUUUUUAUAGUGCCAGGACUAACAAAUGGCAUCGCGCACCAGAUAUGCUUCGUAGACGUCAUUUUUUCGGUUCAUGUGUUAUAAACAACUGUUUGUAUGUAGCCGGUGGGGAGAACGAGGGUGUGCAUCAUUCCUUGAGGUCAGCUGAAGUUUAUGAUCCUAACAAAAAUAGAUGGUCAUUCAUUGCUGAUAUGAGCACAGCAAUGGUGCCCUUCAUUGGGGUAGUUUAUGAGGGGAAAUGGUUUCUGAAGGGGCUAGGCUCUCACCGACAAGUUCUGAGUCAAGUUUACCACGCGGAAACUGACAGUUGGUACCCUGUAUACGAUGGGAUGGUGACUGGCUUGAGGAACCCUAGUGCAUCCUUAAAUGGGAAUUUAUAUGCUUUGAACUGCAAGGAUGGCUGCAAACUUAGGGUUUAUGAUGAAGCGUCCGACUCUUGGAGUAAGCAUAUUGACAGUAAGAUGCAUUUGGGGAAUUCUCGGUCAUUGGAAGCAGCUGCGCUCGUUCCCCUGAAUGGAAAAUUGUGCGUCAUCCGAAAUAAUAUGUGCGUAUCACUGGUUGAUGUUUCGAAAUCUGACGGCGUAGAAGGGCCUACUGCUGAACAUUUAUGGGAAACCAUAGCAGGGAAAGGACAGUUCAAGAAUUUGGUCACAAAUAUCUGGUCUAGUCUCGCUGGUAGGAACCGAUUAAAGAGUCAUAUUGUUCAUAGCCAGGUUCUUCAAGCAUGAAGACUGGAAAAAUAUAUCAAAACCCUAAUGUGGGUUCUGGUUGUUUUUGUGCAUUUUGGUUUUGCUUGAUCUGGCAUCUGCUGCUACAGGUUGGAAGAUGAUGACUGAUUGCUUGUUGGGAUGAUCAAUUGAGGUGCACAUAGGUCCGGCAUAUUAGGGUUCAUAGUGAAGUUUAAGAAGGAUCAUGUACCCAAGAGGUUCUAGAUCGGUAAGAAUAUUUUGCUAAACUCCUAGUGAUAUAUACUAAUAUGGAUAUGA
Molecule: messenger RNA, 2378 nt
Organism: Tripterygium wilfordii
Lineage: Eukaryota; Viridiplantae; Streptophyta; Magnoliopsida; Celastrales; Celastraceae
Product: F-box/kelch-repeat protein At1g55270-like
Exons: 3
Coding region: 834-2120 (428 amino acids)
Molecular function (GO): protein binding
Source: RefSeq, a predicted model, not a curated record